CAAAGUUGGACUUUUUAAACAGUUUAUUUUCAUAUGGAUUAGUACUUCCGAGUUUAGUCACUUUAUUCUUUCCACGGAAUCGUUUGUUGAAUUUUCUUUCUUGUUGGUAUUUUCAGUAAACCUGACAAUGUGGGCCAUCAAACGUUCGUAUUUCCUGGUUGCUGCUUUUAUACUCCAAGCUAGUUGUGACAACAACAAAGUCUGUGAGAUGAAGGAAUGGACAGAAUGUCAGUUCGCUAGUUCAUGUAUUUGCAAAAAUAUUCAUGAUUCAGAAGAACUUGUAGCGGAUUGUUCCAACAAGAAUCUACUUCGUAUACCUAGAUUACAAAACAAUCUUCAAGAUUUAUCGCUGCAAAAUAAUGCAAUCAGUACAAUACAAGAUGGGAUUUUCGAAGGAAAUUAUUUAUUGAAGUUUUUGGAUCUGUCUUUCAAUAGACUAAGUAAAAUACGCAAAAAAACAUUUAAAGGACUCAAAAAUUUACUUUCGUUAGAUCUCAGUGCCAACAAUUUGAAAUAUGAAAAAAUGUCGUUUGAAAGUUCUGCCUUUCAUGUUUUGGAGAACUUGCAGAUUUUGAAUAUGAAAAACAAUUUCCACACUUUUAUUCUUGCCAGAUUUAUGGAGACUUCGGACAUUAGAAUUACUGUCAAUAGAUUAUGUAUCGGACAAAAUUGCAGUUCUUUCUGACAAUUUUAUACAUUUGAAACACUUAAGAAGCUUAGAUCUAUCCGGUUCUACUGGUAAUUGCACAAUGCACAUACUUACAGAGGCAACCUUCUUGUCUCUUUCUCAAUUAACCCAUAUCAAUCUGUCUAAAUGCAAAAUACAAUAUAUCUACAAAGGAACUUUUGAAAGUUUGAAAAAUAUUUCGGAGCUUGAUGUCUCUUUUUAUACUUGUUUGAGGUUCGCGGGGCUUGAAAAUAUAACCACAGAUUUACAAUAUACCGCAAUCAAAAUUCUUAAAGUAAACUACAUUCAUAGUACUUACGAAAUGAGCACACUACUGAAGACUUCCCACAUUCGGAAUUUAAGAAACACAUCUCUUGCUAGAUUUGAAGCCGCUGGAAACCGUAUUCAAAGAGUAGAAUAUGGGGCCGCGAAGUACUUUCCGAAAUCAUUUGAAAGUGUGAAUGUAAGGGACAACGCUUUUUCCUUCGGCAAAUAUCUUUUUGAUUUAGUUAGACUACCAAUAACAUCUUUAGAUAUUUCAGAAAUUUCCUUUUCACAUAAUGUUCUCACAAGCUACAUAGAGACAUGUGAUUCUCAAUCAGAUACUUUUACAAUGAAUUCCGAAAAUAACUGGUUGUCCAAUUUACGUUCACGCUUUGAUUUCCAUUAAAAAAAAUUUGAUCAUUUUGUUGCCCGACUGCCAGUACCAAGAAAACUAAGAAAAAUAUCACUUACGUCAAGCAAAUUGAAAUUUGAAAUACCAAAAUUCGGAUUUAUUACGAAUGAAUUAACAAAUCUUAAUUUUAGUGACAAUAUCUUGCACACAUGGACAGGCCCUAUAACAAAUGUAAAUAACAUGACAGUAUUAGACUUAUCGUCGAAUUUUUGUUCUAAUGUUUCAAAGAUAUUUUUCAGCGAAGAUUUUAUCAACUUAAGAUAUUUAUUACUACAAAAUAAUCUGUUGGGACUCAUUCUACCAAUGGAUGUCUAUGGAGAAAUAUUGCAGAAUCUUCAGAACGUAGUUCACAUUAAUCUCUCAAAAAAUAAAAUAUCAAAUAUACCAUAUCUGUUAUUUAAAAAGCAAGCACAUCUAGAAAGAUUAGACCUCAUUGAAAAUAUUAUUGAUGAUAUAAAUUUAAAAUUUCUCAUAUGAAAAAGCUCAUGUUUUUGAAUUUAAGAAAAAAUAGAAUAUCUAUGCUGAGUAAAUAUGCCAUCAACGGAUUGGACUCAAUAGCCAAUAUGAACACAAAUCUAACCGUUGAUCUUAGUGGAAAUAAUCUUGUAUGCAAUUGUGAUUCUCUGUCUUUCGUCAAAUGGAUAAUUCACACACCUACUUAUCUUCAUAAUCGUGAAGAAUACGAGUGUAAGACAUCACAAAACUCGAUCAGUCUUCUUCGAAACCCAAGCGAAAUUUACGAAACAAUACAAAAGGAAUGUAUGUCAUAUGAAGGUUUAAUAAUUGGAGUAACGACAGUUAUUUUAACGUUUAUUUUUAUACUUUGUGGUGGUAUUGUUUACAGAUAUAGAUGGAAAGUACGCUAUUUUUACUACAUGGUCAAAGUGAAAUGGCAUGACCCCGAACAUAAAUCCGUCAACAAAGAUGAAAAACUAUAUAUGUAUGAUGCGUUCGUGUCAUAUGCCAACGAAGAUCAUACAUUUGUCCACAAAACACUUCUUCACAAAUUAGAGAAAAAUGGUGGGGUUCAAUUGUGCUUGCAUAGGCGUAAUUUCCUUCCUGGUAAUGACAUCGCCACGAACAUAACAUCCGCAAUUCAUAAUAGCCGCAAAACAAUUGUCAUAAUGUCUUCAAACUAUUUAGCUUCGUACUGGUGUAUGUUCGAAUAUAAUAUGGCUAAAAUGGAGAGUAUAUAUGAACGUAAUUGUGAGAACAUUCUUUUCCUAGUAUUUUACGAGCAAAUUUCUGCUUGUGAUCUUCCACUUCAAAUAUCGGAACUGGUUCAUUGUCAAUCAUAUAUUGAGUAUCCAAAUGAUGAGUACGGUGACGUUGUCUUUUGGGAACAGCUUAUAAGGGCAAUCAAAUCUUACUAGUGAAUAUGUCCUCUAUUUAACGCCAUGUAUCGUUAAUUAUGUACAAGGACUUCCGGUCUUCUUUGAGUUUUUAUUUGUGUUUAAUUAGAUGUUUUGUUUAGAGACAAUAUCUAAAUAUGAUAAAAAUAAAUUAAUGAUUUCCUUUUCAUGUCAGUUAACCAUUUGUGUUACAAUUUUGCCAUACUAACCACAUACAUGUAUAUAAAACUAAAAACAUACCGUGCUUGAAAGAGUUUUAAUUUGAAUAAAAGAUUAGCAAAUA
This is a messenger RNA of Mytilus trossulus (common blue mussel), 2978 nucleotides long. RefSeq names its product leucine-rich repeat and transmembrane domain-containing protein 2-like. The coding region runs from base 128 to 685 and encodes 185 amino acids. The transcript is spliced from 2 exons. The record is from RefSeq and is a predicted model, not a curated record. Gene Ontology annotation, molecular function: protein binding. Lineage: Eukaryota; Metazoa; Mollusca; Bivalvia; Mytilida; Mytilidae.